Plasmodium cynomolgi strain B is the source of this 1182-nucleotide messenger RNA. RefSeq names its product secretory protein. The annotation marks the transcript as partial. The record is from RefSeq and is a predicted model, not a curated record. The transcript has a single exon. Lineage: Eukaryota; Apicomplexa; Aconoidasida; Haemosporida; Plasmodiidae.
AUGAAUGUAUGUCUAACAAGUCAAGCCAACUUGAUGGAUGGGCAAUACAUAGCCGCGUGUGUGCAAAAAGCAGCAACGUUAAGAAAACAUGACUACGAAUUGUGGAAAGGAUACACGGAAAGAAUCUUAACAAUACGUGACACAUUAACACCGCAGCAAGUUGGCUAUAUAUUUUAUGGAAUGGGAAAAAGCCGAUUUUUAAACCCCUCUUUUUACGAACAAAUGUUAACAUGUGUGCAAAAAAAAUUAAACGCUUUUUAUAGCCAUCCCUUAAUGUGCAUUGCAUGGUCAUUAAACAGAGUCCUAAUCAGAGAAGAAGAAUUUUUCAACCAUUUCUGCAAAGCUGUUGUGGACAAAUUUGACGAUAUGCGAGUAAAAGAUUUAAUAAAAAUAAACAAUGCAAUUGCAAAGCUAGGAAUUCAAAAUAAAAAUUAUAAACAAUUUAUAAACAGCCAUAUGGUUAACAAACUGGAAACAAUUUUUGCUCAAGAUUUUCGUAACGUAAUUAAUGAUGUUACUUUGGUUAACCUUUACGAUGAUGAAGUUAAAAAAUAUAUUUUAAUCCGAUUUAGCAAUAUGUUUAUUUGUGCCAGACCGCAACAUUACAAGAGUGCUUACAAAUCGGCAGUAGCCGUGAGGGUCUUAUUCCCCCAUGUGUGGAGUGCCCUUUCCAAUAAGGUAAAAAGCUUUUAUGUCCGCCUCAGUAUGAGAAGGAUCCCAGAGAGUACGAGAAAGCCAUCCGAAUUGCAAUGGGAAGUUUCGAACUGUCUAGCCAAAUUAGGUGUAAGCCAUAGGAACACCUUUCUUUGGGGAUGUUACUAUAUAGAUAUUGGUGAGAUGAAUGAAAAACGAAACUGCUGGUUUGUUGAUGGACCUGCUUGUUUUUAUACCUCUACAAAUCAGUAUAUCGAAAGUGUAAAGUUGCAACAUAGGAUUCUUUACGACUUGGGAUGGAACAUAAGGAGAAUUGUCUGGCUCGAUUGGUUGCAGCUUGGCGAUGACUGGGAUGAAAAAGUGAAGUAUGUAAAGGCCCAGAGGGAGAAAGACCCCCUUGGGAAAACCCUAACCCACAUGUCACCCAUCUCGGCAGAUGAAAUUAAAAAUAAGCUGAACCAACUGAAGGCUUAUAAAAUUCGGAAGGAGCAGCAGAAGGAGGAUAGUCAGGAAAAGAUACACCUCACU